CGUUGGUCAAUCUAUUGUCCACGCUCCUCUGGCACCUCGAAGAUUUUUCUGUAAUAGGCCUGAAAAAAGCAAUAUCAGCAGCAUCGAAGUCAUCGAAUUUUCCCACCAUGAAGAGCUCCUGUCCAUAAAUACCUCUAUCGCAUCCUGCAGACUGAACACCAGUUCAAACGAGCACAAUCGACGACAAAGACUGAGCAUCCCAGUCGCAUACCAUCAUGGCUGCCCUCGACUCUAAGCAGUUCAAACAAGACCUCGUUGUCUCCAUCCGCUAUCGCAAUGACUUGCCUCCGCCGCCUAUGCCACCCAAACUCCUGGAUGUGGACACAGGAGGUCUAUCACAAUACCUGACUCCAGGCUACGCCUCAGGACUGGCCAAACGAGAAGAUCCCAAUAUCGAAGUCGAUGCUGAGGGCGGAAUGCCCAUCGACAUGAUUGGUGUCCCUGGAUAUUUCCUCGGUGAUGAGUCUGCCAUCAUGGCUCCAGAAGUCACACCCGUCCUCGAUCCCGCCGACCUUGCCCUACUCCUCACCCUUGAUCAGAUUAAAAGCCAAGGCGCGCAUGACAAUGUCUCAUUCCUACGCAAGACGCAGUACAUGACUGCAUCUCAACUCUCCGCCACGACAAAUCCCUUCGUCAGCUCAACCCCAGCCAAACCAAAACCUACACUGAAAUCUGCCCCACCGCCACCAGUCGCAAAAGACGACAAAGAGAACAUUAAACGACACAUUCAAAAAGGCUUUGACAUCGCCUAUCCUGAGAGUAUCCCUUAUAACCCUCCCGAAGCCAAAGCAAAUCCCAUCACACAACAAGAAAGAGACGCAUGGACGAACCCAGUCCAUCCAGACAACCCAAGACUCAAGCCCGUGGGUUUCUACCCAAUCUUACCCGAUGUCGAAGCCUACACCGACGUCGGUGGAUCAUGGUAUGCUGUCAAAUUUGACAAGGCGCCUCUGGGAACCUACCGAGGACGGAAAGACGAUCGAUUAGACGCUGCUCUCCUAGGCGCAUCGGAGAACAAGGCCAAACAUGCCGAAUGGCUAGCCAAAAAGAACGCCUACGAGUCCAAUCCGGAGUUAUACGAGGAACCUGGCCCAGAACCAUAUGUAUGGACAUUAUACACGCCGAAACAACACGACGUGUCCAGCCGUAUACAGCGCAUUUUCGACGACUCAAACCCCAACAAAGACGACAGCGAACUAAUCGAGCGUCUACUCGAAGAAUCCGCCGAUGACACGCUCCGCCUCCCCUUCGAACGCAACCGCAUCUAUCAGAACGUCGUGCAAACGACCAUGGGCCAGACCGAAGCUAUGGCCCUAUCGAUCAUCGAACCGGACAAUCUCCCGGAAUACUCACGGUUCCGCAAACAAGGUCCCGCCGCAUACUACUACCCGAUCAUCGAACGAGUGCGGCUGAAAGCCGAUCGAGGAAAUCUAGGCAAGACACCUGCACAAGCACAGGCACAAGCGCACGAGGAGGAAUUGGCCGACCAAGUCAUGAUCUCGUUCCGCGAAGCACGCGACGAUGAGCAAUAUCGACGCACACGAUUCCGAGCACAAUUUGACCCUGCAUUUGCCGCUGAGGCCGAGCAACUGGAACAGGCCAAUGAAGCUUAUGAGGAGGCAUUGCGCGCUGAAGAGUUGCUCGCCCAACAGGCUGAAUUGCAGGCAUCUGCUCAGGACGUUACUAUGCAGGAAGCUACGGAUGAAGAGCACGCGCAAGUCAGCACCAAUGGCGUAUCGCGGCGGGAUGAAGAUGAUGAUGAUGAUGAGGAGGGGGAGGAUGAUGAUGAUGAUGACGGCGGCGCCAGGGUCAAUGGGAGAUCUCGAAGAGAGGUUGUCGAUGAUGACGAUGACGAUGACGACGAUGAAGAGAUGCGGGAUGACUGAGAUCAGCUCAGCUCAAGUUGUCCGCUCAGUCUGCACGUCGGGAAUGAUUUAAUUUAGUGGUCUGAUGGGCGACAUAGCUAGCAACACAUCAUCCGUAUCUGCAUAGUCUUUCAUCACCAGCCUCCAUACCAUACCUACUCAAUCUCAACAAGCUCUUAGCCCCGUGGCAGUAUGGAAAACAGAUCCGUGUUUCGAGAGGCGAAGAAGAG
Messenger RNA from Exophiala mesophila, 2095 nucleotides. RefSeq lists its product as uncharacterized. Lineage: Eukaryota; Fungi; Ascomycota; Eurotiomycetes; Chaetothyriales; Herpotrichiellaceae. Gene Ontology annotation, cellular component: Cdc73/Paf1 complex. The record is from RefSeq and is a predicted model, not a curated record. Gene Ontology annotation, biological process: transcription elongation by RNA polymerase II. Gene Ontology annotation, molecular function: chromatin binding; RNA polymerase II complex binding. The coding region runs from base 216 to 1886 and encodes 556 amino acids. The transcript has a single exon.